CCCAGAGUAAAGCGUCGUCUCAUAUUUCUAGGGUUAGGUUUUGUUCUGAAAUUGAGCAGACAAAUUUACAGAGCCGAGUUGUCCCAAAAUGGCCGAAUUUAGGGUUUACAACUCGAUGACGCAGCAGAAGGAGGUCUUCAAGCCCAACGUUCCCGGCGAGGUCAGUAUGUACGUCUGCGGCGUCACCGCCUACGAUUUCAGCCACAUCGGCCACGCCCGCGCCGCCGUCAACUUUGAUGUCCUCUUCAGAUACUUAACGGAGCUGGGUUAUAAGGUCACAUACGUGAGGAACUUUACCGAUGUUGAUGACAAGAUAAUUAAUAAAGCAAAUGAGAUUGGGGAAGAUCCAUUAAGUGUAAGUAAUCGUUUUUGCCAAGAAUAUCUCAAUGACAUGGGAGAUCUCCAAUGCCUCACUCCAACCUAUCAGCCGCGUGUUUCUGAUCACAUGGAACAGAUAAUAGAUAUGAUAAAACAGAUCAUCAACAAUGACUAUGCCUACGUAGUUGAUGGAGAUGUAUUCUUUGCUGUUGAGAAAUUCCCAAAUUAUGGGCAGUUAUCUGGACAAAAGUUGGAACAUAUUAGGGCGGGUGAACGAGUUUCUGUUGAUUCAAGAAAACGCAAUCCUGCAGACUUUGCAUUGUGGAAGUCUGCAAAGCCUGGAGAGCCAAGUUGGGACAGCCCUUGGGGACUAGGAAGGCCGGGGUGGCACAUAGAAUGCAGUGCCAUGAGUGCUCAUUAUCUUACGUUCAAGUUUGAUAUUCAUGGUGGUGGUAUUGACUUGAUUUUUCCACAUCAUGAAAAUGAGAUUGCUCAAAGUGGUGCUGCAUACCAGGAGGGCUGUGUCAGUUAUUGGUUGCACAACGGUCAUGUUACUAAUAAUAAUGAGAAAAUGUCAAAAUCAUUGGGAAACUUUUUUACAAUUCGUGAGAUUACUGAACGGUAUCAUCCCCUGUCUUUGAGAUACUUCUUGUUAAGUGCACACUAUAGAACUCCUCUCAAUUAUAGUGUCUCCCAGCUGGAAGGUGCAUCGGAUGCAGUGUAUUACAUAUAUAAUACUUUACAAGAAUGUGAGGAUGCUUUAUCUCCAUUUCAAGAUGGGGCCCUAAAGGAAGGUGCAGAACAAAAUGGUAGAACAGUUAGAAUUACUCAAGAAGCUGAAGUAUUGAUCAGUAAGUUAAAGAAGGAAUUUGAGGCUAAAAUGUCUGAUGACUUGAACUCUGCAAACAUAUUGACCGGUGCUUUUCAAGAUGCCUUGAGAUUUAUAAACACAUCUUUGAAACCACUCAAGAAGAAGCAUCCGAAGCAACAGCAGUUAUACAAGUCACUAGUUGAAACAGUGAAAGCUGUUAAAAAAGUUCUUGACAUUUUGGGUUUGCUAUCCUCCCUUACAUACUCUGAGGUAGUGCAGCAAUUGAAGGCUAAGGCGUUGAAGAGGGCUGGACUUUCUGAAGAUGACGUGCUGCGUACAAUUGCAGACAGGACAUUAGCAAGGAAAAACAAGGAUUAUGCAAAAAGCGAUCAGAUCAGAGUCGAAAUGGAGGAAAAGGGUAUUCAAAUCAUGGAUGUGGGCAAUGAGAGUAUCUGGAGACCUCGUGUCCCCAAAGAACCAGAACAAAAUUAGGAAUCCUCAUCCUUUGCAUUGCAGUUUUGUAUCACUUUUAUUGUUGAAAUCAGAUUAUAAUAGUGGAUAUCUUUCAUAUUCAUCGCCUUGUAAAGUGCAAGUUUACUGUCUGCACAUGAUGUAUACUGAGAAUUGCAAUUGUGAGAAUCUGAGACUAGAUUAUCACAAAAGGAAUUGUACUCGUAAGAGUGGAGGGAGGCACAAUACGAAAAAGGUCGUUUCAGAUUCAGGAUGUGUACAAUAAACACUUGAUCUUGGCGGGAGGCCGAAAUGAAUUGGCUUGAGGGGACUUGAACAUUUGUUUGGAAGCAGCAAUAGUGGACUCUCCUUCAGCUAGGCUUUGCCUUGAUGCAACGACUCACAGAGCCUCUUAGUCUAGCUAGUUAGCCAUGUUGGGAACUUUAGUAAGACAACAGUUUAUUCAAGUUCAGGUGUUUGCAUGAUAUAGUAUUGUGAGAUUAUGACAUGGAAAUGUUUUAAUGAAAAGUAAUGUAAGUUUAGCA
Molecule: messenger RNA, 2124 nt
Organism: Rosa chinensis
Lineage: Eukaryota; Viridiplantae; Streptophyta; Magnoliopsida; Rosales; Rosaceae
Product: cysteine--tRNA ligase 2, cytoplasmic
Exons: 9
Coding region: 89-1621 (510 amino acids)
Biological process (GO): cysteinyl-tRNA aminoacylation
Cellular component (GO): cytoplasm
Molecular function (GO): cysteine-tRNA ligase activity; ATP binding
Source: RefSeq, a predicted model, not a curated record